This is a messenger RNA of Psylliodes chrysocephalus, 2052 nucleotides long. The record is from the annotation of a GenBank genome assembly. Lineage: Eukaryota; Metazoa; Arthropoda; Insecta; Coleoptera; Chrysomelidae.
AUGUUUACGCGUCCCGUGCAGCAUUUUUGCCGGAAAAAAUCGAACGUCGCGAAAAUUGUCAAAAGACAAUUAUCGAUAUCGGGAAAUAAUUUCGAGAUAAGUGAAGAAGUGCGCAUAGCCCUGGACAACAAUUCAGCUGUUGUGGCUUUGGAAUCUACAAUUAUUACACACGGAAUGCCGUAUCCGCAAAAUGUCAAAUGCGCUUUGGACGUGGAACAGGUUGUGAGGAAGCAGGGUGCAGUACCUGCAACAAUAGCAAUCAAAAAUGGAAAAGUAAAAGUAGGACUAACAGAAUCAGAAAUAAAUGAACUUGGUGACACAAAUUCAAGUAAACCUUUGAAAACAUCAAGACGUGACUUCGCUUACGUUGUCAGUAAUAAGAAAAAUGGAGGAACGACGGUGUCUGGAACUUUAAUCGUAGCUAAUCUAGCAAACAUUCCAAUUUUUGCCACCGGAGGUAUUGGUGGUGUUCAUAGGGAAGCUGAAAAAACCUUUGACGUAUCAGCUGACCUAAUAGAAUUAGGAAAAUCAAAUGUAGCUGUAGUAUCUAGUGGAGUUAAGUCUAUAUUAGACAUUCCUAAAACUUUAGAAUACUUGGAAACGCAAGGAGUUUUUGUGGCAACUUUCGGUUCUACUAAAGAUUUUCCUGCGUUUUACUCCACAAAGAGUGGAGUUAUGGUGCCCCAUAAUGUCAAAAGUGCUAUUGAAGCUGCUCAAAUUAUAAAAACUAGUAGGGAGCUACAUCUUCAGUCAGGAAUUCUACUAGGUGUGCCCAUACCUGAUGAAUUUGCUCUAGAUCCUGUAAUUAUUGAUAGAGUUAUAGAAAAGGCACUUAAAGAGGCAAGGGAAAACAAUAUCAAAGGAAAGGAUAUUACGCCAUUUUUAUUAGCCAAAAUAGCUGCAAUUACCGAAGGAAAAUCUUUGAAGAGCAAUAUUGCAUUGAUAAAAAACAAUGCGAAAGUUGCUGCUGAUAUAGCUGUAGCUUUAUCACGUUUAGAAAAAUCUGGUAACUCUACUGAAGAUGGGAACCAGGAAAACAUGGAAAGAAGACCUAUCAUCAUCGGUGGAUCCAACAUGGAUUGCAGUGCUCUGCUAGAUACAGAUGAAAUAAAGCUCGACGGUAGAAUCUACAACACGCUGUUUUCCUUCUCGCCAGGAGGCGUGGGUAGAAAUAUGUGCGAAGCCAUGGACAAACUAGGCUGUCCCCCAAAUUUUUUGACUAUCAUAGGGGAUGAUUUCUAUGGCAACACAGUGAAAUCCUCCAUUCCGAAAAGAAGUUCUAACCUUUUAAAAGUUAGCAAAAAUAAAGGGACGGCGCAAUGUGUGAUAGUUUUCGACAGAAAAGGAAGUUGCAAGAUGCUGAUGGGUGAUAUGGAAGUUCACAAAGAGAUUACACCCAAAAUGAUAAUGGAUCAUGAAAAAUAUCUCAAAAACUCACCAAUAAUUGUAAUAGACGCAAAUUUGAGCUUAGAAACCAUCAGUGCCAUUUUAAACAUAGCUGAUAAACACAGUAUACCAGUUUUAUACGAACCAACGGACGCUGCAGUAGCAACAAAACCAUUUAAUUCAGAAUUUCGCAGGUCUAUUAAAUUUAUAACACCCAAUCUAAAUGAGCUCAAUGAGAUAGCAACAUUUUUAAACAUCAAUUAUAACAACUCUUCCAAACUUGAAGACGUAGCUGAACUUUUAAAAGAAUUGAUCAAAUACAUAGAUAACGUAAUAGUAACAUUAGGUUCGAAAGGGAUCUUAAUUGCAAGAAAAGCUUUAGCUACUGAUACGUUUUUACAUAAAAACAGCAACAACGAAGUUCAUAUUAGACAUUAUCCGACUUGUGAAGUAACAAAUUUAGUCAACGUUAGUGGAGCUGGAGAUUGUUUCGCAAGUGGUUUCAUAACAGCCUUAACUUCAAAUAAAUCUGAAGAAAUUUGCGUUUCAGUAGGCUUCGCAGCUGCAAUUUUGGCUCUUCAAUCCGAGUGUGCAGUACCGAAAGCUAUUUUUGACAAAUCGCAUGAGUGUUGGAAUAUUCCUGCUAAAUAUAAAUCAAUUUUAUAG